CAACAACACCGCCAGAACUCGCCUUCUGACCCGCCGACGCACCCACGCAGGCCCCGCCGACGUGCCAUGAAGCCGCCCGAGCCUCGCGCAUGCCCGUAGUCUGUCUUCCGCGCCGCGCUCGCGCCCUUACAACCCGCUUUCCUGCGAUCCCGCGCGAAUAGUCCGCAGCCUGCACCAUGGCGUCCGCAGGAGGGGGGAACAUCAAGGUGGUGGUGAGGUGCCGGCCCUUCAACAGCAGAGAAAUCGGCAGAAACGCACAAUGCAUCGUUCGCAUGGAAGGCGGCCAGACGGUCCUCACGCCCCCUAGCAACAUCGACGCCAAGGGCAAAGCCGCCAAAGCCGCCCUCGAGGGCACCAAGACCUUCGCCUUCGACAAGUCGUACUGGUCCUUCGACCGCGCCGCCCCCAACUACGCCGGCCAAGAGCAUCUCUUCGACGACCUCGGCAAGCCGCUGCUCGACAAUGCCUUCCACGGCUACAACAACUGCAUCUUCGCAUACGGCCAGACGGGCUCGGGCAAGUCGUAUUCGAUGAUGGGCUACGGAGAGGAAUAUGGCAUCAUUCCCAAAAUCUGCCAGUACAUGUUCGAGAGGAUUACGGCCAUGCAGGAGGACAAGAACUUGAGCUGCACUGUCGAGGUGUCGUAUUUAGAAAUCUACAACGAGCGCGUCCGUGAUCUGUUGAACCCGUCAACCAAGGGGAAUUUGAGGGUCCGCGAGCAUCCGUCGACAGGUCCGUACGUUGAAGAUUUAGCCAAGCUGGUGGUUCGCUCCUUUUCAGAAAUUGAAAACUUGAUGGACGAGGGAAACAAGGCCCGUACCGUUGCCGCGACGAACAUGAACGAGACCUCUUCGCGAUCGCACGCCGUCUUCACCCUUACCCUUACCCAGAAGCGCCACGACGUAGAGACAAGCAUGAGCGGAGAAAAGGUGGCAAAGAUCAGUCUGGUAGAUCUGGCAGGUUCAGAAAGAGCUACGUCUACGGGAGCCACCGGAGCGCGUCUGAAAGAAGGAGCGGAAAUCAACAGAUCGCUGUCGACCCUUGGCCGUGUCAUUGCGGCGCUCGCCGACCUGUCUACGGGAAAGAAGAAGCAUACCCAGGUUCCAUAUCGAGAUUCCGUCUUGACAUGGCUCUUGAAGGACUCCCUGGGAGGCAACAGUUUGACAGCCAUGAUUGCGGCCAUCUCUCCAGCCGAUAUCAACUUCGAGGAAACGCUGUCAACCCUGCGUUAUGCCGACUCCGCCAAGCGCAUCAAGAACCACGCCGUUGUCAACGAGGAUCCGAACGCACGCAUGAUAAGAGAGCUGAAAGAAGAGCUUGCGCAACUCCGGUCCAAGCUCAGCGGUGGUGGCUCUCCUGGUCUGAUAGAAGAACAGUACGCUCCGGAUACCCCACUGGACAAACAAAUCGUGUCCAUCGCGCAACCCGACGGUACCGUCAAGAAAGUAUCCAAGGCUGAAAUCGUGGAGCAGCUGAACCAGUCCGAGAAGCUGUACAAGGACCUCAAUCAGACAUGGGAGGAGAAGCUUGCCAAGACGGAGGAGAUCCACAAAGAACGCGAGGCUGCUCUGGAAGAACUGGGCAUCAGCAUCGAGAAGGGCUUCGUUGGCUUGUCGACACCUAAGAAGAUGCCGCAUUUGGUCAACUUGAGCGAUGAUCCCCUACUCGCCGAAUGCUUAGUUUAUAAUCUAAAGCCCGGGACGACUACCGUUGGUAACGUGGAUUCAGAAGGCCAAACGGCCGAUAUUCGCUUAACCGGCUCCCAAAUUCUGCACGAGCACUGCACAUUCGAAAACGUGGAUUCUGCUGUGACCGUUAUCCCCAAGGACAACGCGGGUGUCAUGGUUAACGGUAUCCGCAUCGACAAACCGAAGAGAUUAAGGAGCGGUUUUCGAAUCAUUUUGGGCGACUUCCACAUUUUCCGCUUCAAUAACCCACAAGAAGCUCGAGCUGAACGUGCCGAGGUGGGCACGAGUCUGCUUCGUCACUCAGUAACUGUGAGCGCACUGAGCUCACCUUCGCCGCGACCAGGUCACGACAGAUCAUACAGCACAGUUAGCAGAGCAGAGUCCGAGUUUGAUUCAGAUAGUCCUCGAGCUGUGUCGCCCGCUCUUUUCCAACGUGGAAGGGAUUCAGACUGGUCGUUUGCUCGCAGGGAAGCUGUAACCGCGCUGUUGGGCUCCGACCAGAAGCUCACAUCCAUGUCAGACGAAGAGUUUGAUACUCUGUUUGAGGACCUCCAGAAGCUUCGUGCGACCCGCAAAGCCCGACCGGAAAGCCGAUUUUUUGAUGGCGAUGAGGAUAUGGAGUCUGUAAGCUCGUAUCCUGUUCGGGAGAAGUAUGCUUCUACUGGAACCAUCGACAACUUCUCUUUGGAUACUGUUUUGACGAUGCCUUCGACCCCGCAGCCGGGCGAGGAGGAAGACCGAUUACAGCAGGUCCGAGAAGAUAUGCAAGAGAAGCUCGAUAAACAGAAAGAAGAGUAUCAGGCGAAGUUGAAAUCCGCUGAAGAAGCCAACGUCGAGAUUGAAGAGAUCAGAGCGGAGAAGGCAAGGAUGGAAGAGAGCCUCCGAACAGCAAAGGAAGAAAUGCAGAAACAACUCCAAGAGCAGAAGGAGGCGUUUCACCGUCAACUGAAAGAGCUCGGUCACGAACCGCCACCAGAGAUAAACGGAGACGACUCGACAGUGCCGACCGAGAGACAAACGGAGCUGGCUAAGGACGCGUUCCAGCAGUGGCGGCAGCGCAAAUUUGUCACCAUGGCGGAGACGAUAUUGCAGAACGCAGCAACCUUAAAGGAAGCGCAAGUGAUGAGCCAGCAGAUGGACAAACACGUCGUGUUCCAAUUCUGCAUCGUCGAUGUUGGCCACAACGUUCCCUCCUCGUACGACCUCGUCCUCAACGGGAUCCCAGGGGAGGACGACGAGUUCCUUGAGACCACUCCGAAGCCCUGCGUUGGCGUACGGGUCGUCGACUUCAAGAACGACGUGGUUCAUCUAUGGUCGCUACAGAAGCUCCGUUUCCGCGUGCGGCUAAUGCAUCAGAUGCACCAGUACAUGAGCCGCCCAGAGUACCUGCAACACUUCAGCCUCGAAAAUCCCUUUUCCGAACCCUGUAUGCCGGAGUUUUCUCGCAUCGGCGAUGUCGACGUUCCGCUUGCUGCUGUUUUUCAAUCGAGAGUGCAGGACUUUAAUCUCGAUGUCAUUUCACCUUACACGACGAAUGUAGUUGGCAUUAUCCGGCUGGCCUUGGAGCCAUCGUCCGCGGAGGCCCCUUCAACUACUCUGAAGUUCAACGUCGUUAUGCACGAUCUGGUUGGCUUUCCGGAGAGAGAAGGGACACAAGUGCACGCACAGCUUUUCGUGCCAGGUAUAUCAGACGAGAGUGGCGCCACCACCACCCAGAUGAUCACGGAUUUCGACGAAGGCCCGGUACGAUUUGAAAGCGUGCACAGCAUGAGCCUCCCGUAUCCCAGCCCGAGGACAACCUUCCUACGUGUCUCCAUCUUCGCCAAGGUCACCUCCAUGCAUCUCGAUAAGCUGUUGAGUUGGGAUGACAUGCGCGACUCCGCACCGAAGCCCAAGCAAAAGCGCCAUAACGCACGCCUUCCGGAAUCAGAAUUUUAUACUGAGGACAUGCAUGACAUCUUCUCGCGCAUUCAGGUCCAGGAGAUCUCAGAGGAGGGCACCUAUCAACCAGUCGAGGUCAUUCAGAGCGGCGUCAUGGAUGCGGGUGUAUACCAGCUACAUCAAGGCCUUCAGCGGCGCAUCGUGGUAAAUUUGACGCAUACAUGUGGCGAGACACUGCAAUGGCAAGACGUCACCUCGAUGCGUGUGGGCCGCAUCCGCCUGCUCGACGCCUCAGGCAACGCACCUGCUCUGGACAGCCCCGUCAAGGAAGUGCCCGUGAAACUCGUCUCCCCGCCCGUCGUCAAGAACAACGCAGACGGUACUACAAACGUGACCUUCGUUGGGCAAUGGGACUCCUCAAUGCACCGGUCGCUCCUGCUCGACCGCGCCACGCCAGACAAGUACCGCGUCCAAGCAUCUCUCCUCUUCAACGUGACAUCUGCCAAGCUCGCCGAACCCAUGGUCUUCUCGCUCGAUCUCUCCCUCCAAAUCCGCUCACGUACUUAUAUUCGGCAAGCCUCGCUAUUCUCGUUCUCGACUUUCUUCACGCCCCAGCGCGUCAUACACUCCACGGUUGGCAUCUUCAGCGUCGCCAUCCGGCCCACAAGCGUUAAGCGCGCGACCGAUCUAUGGCGAAUGAAUACGCGCGAUGACUACAUCAAGGGCGAAGAGCAGCUCAGCGGCUGGACACCGCGCGGCGUCUCACUCGUGCGAGACUACAUCGCCCUCCAGAAGCGCCGCCGCCGCAUCGCAGAGAUAGAAACCGCGCGCUCCGUCCUUUCCUCUCGCGCGCUAACCACAUUCCCUCCCUCAAAAUUCUCUUCAGAGCUUGACGACCGGCAAAAGGAGCUCCUCAACAAAGUGGUUUCCCUGUGGCAGACGAAGAAAGCCCCCGCAGAAAUCAUCUUGAACCCCACGAACCUCGAGCCGCCCACAAACGGCGCCGCUUUCGCACCCCAACCUCCUUCCCCUUCCCCAACGCGCUCCCCGAGCCUCAUCGCGACCGUCCGCUUCGUCCCCAAGAACCCCGACCUCCUCAAAUCCUCCUACCUCCUCACGCCCGACCCCACAAACACGCGCUGGAUCCGCCGCUUCGUCGAGCUGCGCAAGCCAUAUCUGCACAUCUACUCCGCCGAAGGCGACGAGCUCAACGCGAUCAACCUGACCAACGCGCGCGUCGACCACUCACCGCAGAUCGCGCGGCUCCUGGGCGGCAGCGCAGGCACGGGCGCGAACGGCGUCAAUGGAGCAAGGUCGUCGUCCGGGACCGCCGGCGACACCGUCUGGGCCGUCUUCGCGCGGAGCAAUACGUAUAUUUUCCGCUCGCGCAGCGAGAGGGAGAAGAUUGAGUGGAUAUUGCGCAUUGAUCAGUCGUAUUUUAGCAGCUCGGGGAGCGAUACGCCGGAGGAUUGAGUAUGGGUGGGCGAGUUGGUGUUAUUUGUACGAUGUGCUGUGCUGUGCUGUGCUGUGCUGUAUAUGGGUGGCGAUGUCUUGAACUUACUUGCUUACUUACUUACUCUUUCUUUUGUAUACAUCACUCAUAGCCGGAGCUGAGCUGAGCUGAGCUGAGCCGGCAUGACUGCGCUUUACACUCUAUUCGCUCUUUUUCCUUUGUACACUCGGCGGCUGGGUUGGAUAAGCUACGCUAUGGGAGAGAGAGAGAGGGAGAGCAUAGAGAACCGGUCGGCGUUUUGUUGGUUUUUGCGGGAUACCCCAGAGCACGCAUUGGCUCGUCAGUGUCGAAAAGAAAGAAAGAAAGAAUGGAUGAUUGGAAAGACAAUUCUGGUAUUAGUAGUAUGUGAAAGUUCCAGUCGAAGGAAGGGAAAUA
Trematosphaeria pertusa is the source of this 5457-nucleotide messenger RNA. Its product is annotated as kinesin. Gene Ontology annotation, molecular function: microtubule motor activity; microtubule binding; ATP binding. NCBI's taxonomy places the organism in Eukaryota, Fungi, Ascomycota, Dothideomycetes, Pleosporales, Trematosphaeriaceae. Gene Ontology annotation, biological process: microtubule-based movement. The transcript is spliced from 2 exons. The record is from RefSeq and is a predicted model, not a curated record. The coding region runs from base 177 to 5042 and encodes 1621 amino acids.